UCCACAGUGGGGGAUUCCAUCUUCGAUGUUUUGUCAGUGCUGAAGUUAAACAAUCAUACAAGAAGUAUCUUCUUCAUCCAUAGAGAGAGAGAGUGAAAAAGAUUUAUUCAUUUACUUGGUGUGCAAUUUCAUUAUUUUUUUUUACUGUGUGGAAUUUUCAGUGGUUGCCAUUUCGGUAAAUAUGGCCUUAAAUAAAUUUUUGGUAAUAUUCUUGGUGUCGUCAUGUACGCAACAAUUAAUAACAGCAUUUCCUUCACUCUACUUAAACUCGUUUUCAACUCCAUUCACAAGCCUUCAAACACAUGCAUCUCAAUUCAAUAGCUUUCCAACAAAUUUUCUAGCCGCAAGUUAUGGUGGAGCAUUCUUAAAUACACCAUCUUCAUUUUAUUCCCCACUCUUCUCAAGACCCAGUUAUCCCAGUUAUAAUAAUCCUUUGUUUAAUUUCUUUGCUGAAACUCCAUAUUCAAUAUCGACAAACCGAUUAAAACAGGUUCCAUUAAUUGUUGUACCCAAAGAUCAAAUUAACAUGAUAUUAACUGGCCAAGUGAAAGGAGUAAUUUCCAAUAAGAAAAAAUCGAUGGUCACAGUAAAAACACAAAAGAAUCGAUUGGUACAAUGUACUCCAGCAGUACGAGUUGUUUUAGAGCAACCAAUUGUGGUAACCGCUGAACGAACUCAAGUAUUAUUCCCGGCUGAAAUGUCGGUAUUAUUCCAACAUUCACCGUAUCCCAUUAAUGUGGGUGCUGUAAUUGCUCCAGUGGAAUCUGAUACUGUUGUCUCCGAAGAUUCUCCAUUAAGUAUUAAUGUUGUUUACGCAAUCCCAGCCGAAGUUUAUAAAGAUCCAAAUGAAAUUGAUAUUGAAGCUGAUGUACAAUUGAACAAACCAGUAAAUACAGAAGGUGGAGUCGCUACUCUUGGUGGAGAGCCCAGUGAUAACAAACCCCCUAAAACUGACUAUGUUAAUCGUGAUAAAGAUGUAAAAGUUGAUCCAGAGAAACAAGCAGUGGUUGUUGAUAGUCCAUCAAAUAAUGGUGCAGACAGUGAGACAACUACAGUAAAUGUAGAAAAUUUCCCUGAUGGAGUUGGUAAACCUGAACCAGUUGUGACUGACGAAGAUGAUGAAUUAGUAAACCGAAAUCCACCAUCAAAUGAGUUCCACAAUUCAAAAGAAUCCGAUGUAUUAAACGAAUUACGAGAACAAUCGAAAAAACAACGCCUUUAAAAAUUGUUUUUUUACCAGUGUAUUAAAAUUUAAUACUUUUUA
Messenger RNA from Chrysoperla carnea, 1264 nucleotides. RefSeq lists its product as uncharacterized. The coding region runs from base 182 to 1222 and encodes 346 amino acids. The transcript has 3 exons. Lineage: Eukaryota; Metazoa; Arthropoda; Insecta; Neuroptera; Chrysopidae. The record is from RefSeq and is a predicted model, not a curated record.